AAGCUUGCUUUGAAUGAAGCUUGGCAUAUUCAGCCUCUGCACUAGCAGCGCGCCACGUUUCGCAUCUGGCACUGCCCCAGUAUGCGCUUCGCCCUAGAAGGGGGAAAUUUGGGCACCUUGCGGGCAUGAACGGACGAUGAUUAGCUUGACGGUGUACUGCUCGCGUGGCAGCUUUCUGUGCCGAGGACGUGUUUUGGCUGUUGACAUCAUUGUUGCAACGGCCAUCGUGAUGUACGAGGCACCAGCUUGUUGGGGCCGUUCUUUGGUGUGACUCCUCUCUUUGUACCCGCGGCAUCAGUCUGUAGUUGAAGCCUCAAAUUGUGCGCGUGAUGAAAGUAGCUAGAUCGGGUGUUGGUGUUGCACUCACGGCGCAGGAGAGCCAGGCGGCCAUAGCGCCGAUGGGGGACCUGCCGUCCUGCCGGGAGUUGCAUGGGCGCUGAUGGUGGUGCUCAUUGGCUUUCCUCGAGGCUUGAGCUUACAUGCGCUACAGCAGCAGUGAGGUUUGCCUUUCACCUGUUGACUGAUAUCUAAGCUUGAAAAUGAGCCAACAAGCUGCUGCUGUGUAAGUUGAACGCUGACAUCCUCAGCCAGGCGCGCAUACUGAUCGGCCAAUUGCAAACAAUUGCAGGACCAAGGUUACGUUCAAAGUAACGCUCACUUCGGACCCAAAGCUUCCAUUCAGAGUGUUUAGCGUCCCAGAGGAGGCGCCUUUCACUGCGGUCCUCAAGUUCGCGGCCGAGGAGUUCAAGGUGCCCGCCCAGACAAGCGCCAUUAUUACAAACGAUGGCGUUGGCAUCAACCCCCAACAAAUUGCCGGCAAUGUGUUCCUUAAACACGGCUCAGAACUGCGCCUGAUUCCCCGUGAUCGUGUCGGCGGCAUCAGCCGGGCGCGGUAACAAUGCCAGAGCCGCGGGCAGUGGCUGCGGGAAUGGACGCAGCACUGCGCCGCUGCUGCGCCCACAAGCAGUGCAGCGGGCCAUGGGACGUUGGUACUAGCGUCAUGGUAGUCCAGUGGCGGCUGGUCGAUGCGCUGCUGGUAGGGGUAGGGUACACCAUCCGCCUCGGCAGCUGUAGCAACAUGCGUGGCGUUACCAGUGGCUUGUGCGGCGGCGUGUGCAGCCGCUGCAAACCGGCAAGGCGCCGAAGCCGACAAUCGCAUGGUGCCGGCAGCCCUGCAGGGUGGGUCAUGAUGGCGGCAGGCCGUACAUGGCCUGUAGCGCGGCAACGCGCGUGGGGCUGCACGGGUCCACCGUGGAGCCACCCUCCUCGUGCGGCGCUUCUGCUGCUGCCGGCUGCUCCUGCUUGCCCUGGUGGGCGGCCUGGGAUGCCAGUACCGCGGAUUGCAGCCCCGAGAACAGGCGUUCCAGGGUGGGCUUGGCGGAGGAGCCCAGCAGCUUGACCGUCAAGGAGAAACGUCCGGCAGCUGUAUGGGAAUGUGGCAAAAAAUCGAGCGGAGUUGGAGAGUUGCAGUGAUGGCAGGCAGCGGCAUGGUAUGAGUGCAGUGCCGUUUUUUUUGCGAUACAGGCCCUUGGCUCCCACGCUGAGAUUGACCCUGGAAAGGUAGAGCGGUCAAUCAUGGACUCAUGGUUGAUGGUGUGGCUGCUUCUGGUGCGGGAUACCGUAUGGACUUGACUGUGUGGCGUGCAUGAUGUAAAACCUUUCAUCA
Molecule: messenger RNA, 1666 nt
Organism: Chlamydomonas reinhardtii
Lineage: Eukaryota; Viridiplantae; Chlorophyta; Chlorophyceae; Chlamydomonadales; Chlamydomonadaceae
Exons: 4
Coding region: 1207-1473 (88 amino acids)
Source: RefSeq, a predicted model, not a curated record